Symbiodinium pilosum is the source of this 740-nucleotide messenger RNA. Lineage: Eukaryota; Dinophyceae; Suessiales; Symbiodiniaceae. The record is from the annotation of a GenBank genome assembly.
GCAACCUUGGCCGUGUGCUAUCCGUCAGUGCUGGCAGCUGCCACACCUGUGCCGUGAAAACCAGCGGCGAGUUGGUGUGCUUUGGCCACGACUAUACUGGGCAGUGCCGGAUUCCGGCAAACUUGGGCCCAGUGCUGGCUGUAUCGGCCGGCCGAGAUCACACUUGCACCAUCCGUGCAGGCGGUGAGCUCAUCUGCUUCGGCGGCAACAGAUACGGCCAGUGCAACGUUCCACCAGACCUAGGGCCUGUGGUCGCAGUCGCAGCAGGGAUGCACCACACCUGUGCAAUCAAGGCCGACGGGCAGCUGGUUUGCUUCGGGGACAACGAGUAUGGGCAAUGCAUGGUCCCGAAAGACCUGAACACCGCGGUCGCCGUGGCGGCAGGGGCCUUCCAUACCUGCGUCAUCACCGAGGACGGUGUGUUGUCCUGCUUCGGCUUGCAUGACGACGGCCAGUGCGAGGUCCCCAAAGGCCUGGGACCCGUCAUGGCCGUGGCUGCCGGGGCCCUUCAUACUUGCGUGCUGCUGCAAAGCGGCAGUCUCACCUGUUUUGGUAGCAACCUCUACGGCCAAUGUUCGGUGCCCAGAAACCUGGGCCCUGUUGUAGCGGUGGCUGCCGGUGAAUCCGUGACCUGUGCCGUGACGGAGGACUGCCGGCUGGUGUGUUUUGGCCGCCACAAGCACGGCCAGUGCAACGUGCCCUCGGACCUUGGCUUAGUGCAAGUCCCGACUUAUGAGUAG